Messenger RNA from Tetranychus urticae (two-spotted spider mite), 1690 nucleotides. It is a transcript of the gene v, whose product is annotated as Tryptophan 2,3-dioxygenase vermilion. The record is from RefSeq and is a predicted model, not a curated record. Gene Ontology annotation, molecular function: heme binding; metal ion binding; L-tryptophan 2,3-dioxygenase activity. Lineage: Eukaryota; Metazoa; Arthropoda; Arachnida; Trombidiformes; Tetranychidae.
CGUCGUCAGACUAGUUUACUUUCUAAUACUUCAAUCAAGGUUAGAUUAGGUUACCUUAUUAUCAACCUUAAUCACUCCUAAUUCCCCUCCUUCUUCUUCAUCGGUGUGUUGGUAUUUAAUCAAAUUCUUGUCCCUCCUCAUUUUGCUUCAAGCCGUAAGUUUAACUUAAUUGAAGAGAAAAGAAAGUGAAGUAAAUUUAAUUUCUUUUUUUUACUGCUUUACUUGUGUUUUGUACCUCUACUGUGAUCAAAAACACCUGAACAUUGUGCACCUUAAUCAACUAUGAGUUCCGAUGACACGAUUUCGCGAAAAAUUCCCAAAGGUGGAUUGCUUUAUGGUGAUUAUUUGAUGCUGGAUCAGUUGCUUUCUUGUGUUGAACCCAUCACUAGGUCACUUGGCAAUGAAGUUCAUGAUGAACACCUUUUCAUUGUUACCCAUCAAGCUUAUGAAUUGUGGUUUAAGCAAAUUUUAUUUGAGUUGGACUCCAUUAGGAAUCUUCUUAAUGGAAAGGAAGUCAGUGAAACAAACAUGCUGGUUAUUACAUCUCGAUUGAAUCGAUUGGUGUUAAUUUUGAAGUUACUUGUUGAUCAAGUCAGCAUUCUUGAAACCAUGACUCCACUGGAGUUCAUGGAGUUUCGUAACUAUCUGUCUCCAGCAUCAGGAUUUCAAAGUGUCCAGUUUCGUCUUUUAGAGAACAAGUUGGGCGUUAAAAAUGAACUUCGAGUAAAUUAUGGGAAAAGUCAUUAUUUGACCAUCUUUCAAGAUCCAAAGAUAAUCGAGUUGAUUAAAAAAUCAGAGCAAGAGCCUUCGUUGUGUGAUCUUAUUCAAAGAUGGUUGGAACGAACUCCAGGUCUUGAAGAGGAAGAUUUCAACUUCUGGGAAAGGUAUAAAGAAGUCGUUAACGGCAUGUUGGAAAGCAGUUUACGAGAGGCUGAACAAGAAACUGAUCCUGGCGUAAAAGAGCACAUUUUGAAUGAUUACAAGCAAAAAACUAAAGUAUUUGAGACCAUCUUUGAUGAAUCUAUUCACAAUGGCUUGAUUACUCGUGGUGAGCGCCGUUUCUCUCACCGAGCUCUGCAAGGUGCUUUAAUGAUUUCCUUAUACAAAGAUCAACCCAGAUUUAAUCAACCUUACCAUGUUCUUACUUCAUUGAUGGACAUUGACUCUCUCAUUACAAAAUGGCGAUAUAACCAUGUUCAAAUGGUACUCAGAAUGAUUGGAUCUCAUCAAAUGGGAACUGGAGGUUCAGCUGGUUAUCAAUACCUAAGAUCUACUAUGAGUGAUCGAUAUAAGGUUUUUGUUGAUCUAUUUAAUCUGUCAACCUUUUUGAUUUCCAAGGAUUAUCUGCCCUUAUUGACACCCAAAAUGAAGAAAAAGUUAUCGACAUUGACACAUAAACAAGACUCGGAUGAAGACGAAAGCUAAAAACAAUUAGCAAUCAAAGUUAUCGCUUUUGUCGUUUUUUUGAUUUCUUCUUGAGAAAUUAGUUCUCUACAUAAGAAGAUAUUUUAUCAAAUGUAUUAUCAAUUAAUCACGGUAAACACCUGAUUUAUUCAAGGAAAGGUUGUAAACAGCCAAUUUAAUCUUAAUCUUUUUUAACUUACUAAAUUUUUACUGAGGUUAUUAACAUUAAAUGCAUGAACUACUCAGCUUAUAAAAUAAAAACUUACAGUUAAAUAUUUUUAUUCAA